GGCUACUUCUUCAGGUUCUACUUCUUUGUAGACAUAGCUGCCUGUUUCAUCAUCGUGUAUUCUUCGUUCGCAGACAACGUUUCAAUCUUCAUUGUGCUCAGUUUCUCGAAAGUCAUCAUGAUUGUCCGCAUGACCGAUAUCGUAAUGGCCUACAAACAAUGGAGCAGAAAACGUCUGAUCUCGAAAGUCACUGAACUCAGAAAGAAACUCCACAGAAGAGACAAAAAGAAGAGAGGAUACGCCAUGAACAGAAAUGCUAACCUCGAUACAAUUUUGUCUAAAUAAAGCUUCUGAUUUGAGAACUGCUCGUAGAAACAAAGCCAGCAAUGUUUCACUGCACACAAUCACCAGUAGCAAAAAGUCAGUCAGAGUUUCCAGAUAUUCGAACGUCAACAUCGCGCUGCUAAACUCAAUGAAAUCCAACGAAACACAGCAAGGCGAAGAGUUGCAAGAAGCAUUGAGCGAACAAACAAAACUCGAAAAGAAAGCCUCACUCUUGACAAUCAAAAGAACACUAACAUGCUUCUUUGCAGUUGUGUUUGGAAUACCUCUGUUCAUUUCCACUACAUACAAGCCUUGGCUUUCAGAGUUUGUGCCAAUGGCGAAAAUGGUUGAGCGCACCAGAAGUCUCGGAGACCAGCAAGCUUACCUCUCAGAAAUGAACUUCAUCGUCGACAACCACAAAGACGACUUUGACAGAAUUGUCGGUCUGAAAGGCCCUGGCUAUGAGUGGAAGGCAGAAGACUGGGUCAACGACAAGAUCCGAACGCUCGAGCUCAUCCAGAUCAGCGAAGGCCAGUACACGUUUACAGCCGACCUCAGCAGGUCCAUCAAACUGUACUCGGUGUGCGGAAUUUGUGGUUACUUCAUCGGUGGAGCCUUCUUGAUUGGCUUCGUCAUUUACAUCAACAGGGACUUGAACAAGUAUGUCAUUUAUCCGCUUGAAAGCAUGUACGAGAAAGUCACCAUAUUAGGGAGAGAUCCCAUGAUUGCUACACAAGAAGACUUCGGACGCAAAGCUGGCAUUGUCAGUUUGCUCCAGUCCAACUCUAAAAGCAACAACGAAGAAAUCCACUUGAUCGACAAAAGUAUCACCAAGAUCGCAUACUUGAUGGCAGUAGGCUACGGAGAAGCCGGAACCGGAAUCAUCAUCAAGAACAUGGGCAAAGCCAAGGGUCUCGAUGUCGACAUUCGAGGUGAAAAAGUGAUUGGCAUUUAUGGUUUCUGCGACAUCAGGAACUUCACAGAUGCCACUGAAGUGCUCCAGACCGACGUGAUGAAGUUCGUGAACCAGAUCGCUGCAGUAGUACAUGUCAACAUUGUCAAGUUCGGAGGCAGCAACAACAAGAACAUCGGAGACGCAUUUCUGUAUGUGUGGAAGCUGGCUUCGUUCUCAGAAGCCAAACCGUUUGCGUACAGGCUGCAAGACUUCAUGCGGAAGCGUCACGAUCUCAAUGAAGAUGAGAAAGGCAUCAUCAAAAUGAUAUGUGACUGCUCUGUGUACUGUGUUGUCAAAAUCAUUGCGAAGAUCAACAGUUACAAACACAUUCUAGCAUAUCGUGAAAAUGAGAAGCUCAAUGAACGGAUUCCAGAGUACUCAAUCCAGAUGGGCUUCGGUCUACACAUUGGGUGGGCCAUCGAAGGCCUCAUCGGUUCUCAGUUCAAGAUCGAUGCUUCGUACUUGUCUCCUCAUGUAAACCUUGCAAGCAGACUUGAAGCAGCGACGAAGCAAUAUGGAGUCAAGUUCUUGCUGAGUGAGCCACUGUACGACAUGCUGAGCAAAGACUUCCAGGCGAAGUGCCGCUGUGUAGACAGGUGCACGCUCAAAGGAGUGGCUGAGCCUCUUCGACUUUACACAUUCGAAGUGGAUGUGUCAAACUUGCCGAAACAUAAAGACAAGUACUUGAAGAUGGACUCUAAAGAACGCCAGAGCGAGGUCAACCGAGAAAAGAGCAUUCUCUACAACAAAAUUCUGAACGAAGAAAUCACUACUUCAGACUUGCUGAAGCGCGACAAAGAAAUCAGGCGAGUGCUCCACUUCCACAACAUGAACUCGAGAGGCCCCUUCAUUAACAACUACAGGAAAGCUUUCAAGAACUACCUCAAAGGCGACUGGCAAGAGGCCCACAAGCACUUCGAGAAGUGCCUGAUCAUCAACCCAAGCGACGGACCAUCGAAAGUGCUUGAGCGCUACAUCAAAGAGAAUGACUAUGACUCAGCAUCGGUUGGGUGGCAAGGCUACAGAGUGCUCACCAACAAGUAAUCAUACAGAUUUGGCAGAAUUAAGAUUCAAUAU
Molecule: messenger RNA, 2296 nt
Organism: Moneuplotes crassus
Lineage: Eukaryota; Ciliophora; Spirotrichea; Euplotida; Euplotidae
Source: the annotation of a GenBank genome assembly